GGGAGUCGUUAGCGCCCAACCGCUCAGCCGCCGCACCUCACAAGUUAUAGAGCCCUAGAGCAAUACACAUUUACAAGCGUUCUAUAACUACGGCUUCGUCAGCCUUUGCCCCGUAUAGCCGAAAAGGAUGUCCAAAUCGAGAGAUGCAUUUAGCAAUGACGAGUCUUGGGACAGAUGGAAUACGCAUCAGACGACUAUGGUAGAACAGGAAGUCUUCGGAACUGUUUUGCGAUUCGUUCAAGACCCAUCGUCGGAGCAUCUGGGGACGACCGUGUGGGAUGCAAGCGUGGUCCUGGCCAAAUGGUUUGAGAAGGCAAGGGAUCACAUUCCCCUUGCAAACCUUACCCAUGAAAACGUCUUCGUCAUCUGGUACUCCAUGUCCGACAGAUGUUCGGCCGCGCAGUCCCGACGCUGUUUCGGAGCCCAUCUUGCCCAUCCCCUCUCCUGUUUUACCCGCUUACCUUCUCUCCCCACCCUUGGCCAUCAGAACAUUCGCAAAGGCGAAUUCGCUCGCGCCAAGGUGCGCGGCAAGCGAGCGAUAGAGCUGGGAGCCGGCAUGGGACUAGCAGGCAUGGCGUUUGCGAUGGUGGGUGCUGACGUGGUGCUGACCGACACGGCCGACGUGUUGGGGCUGCUGCGGAUCAACUACGAAACCAACCUGUCGCCCGCGGCGGUUCGACUGGCACGGGGUCACCAGCACGGCACCUGGGCCGACAGUGCGGGCGGGGUGGAGGUGGCGGAGCUGGACUGGACCAAACCCGAGCAGGUGACCACCCCGCCCAUCCGCCCCCCCUACGACUUCGUGCUGGCGGCCGACUGCAUCUACCACGAAACCCUCACCGAGCACUUCCACCGCGCCGUCAUGGAACUAACCAACGAGAAAUCCACAGUUGUGGUGUGCAACGAGCUGCGCUCCCACAGCGUGCAGGGCCGCUUCAUGUCGCUCUUCUCCGCCACCCACUCCAUCAAGACCGUGCAGCACUCCAAGAUGGACGACACCUACCAGCACCCCAACAUCUUCAUAUACAUCAUGAAGAAGAAGAAAAAGACGCCGACGAGUGGCGCAGCAGCGGCGGGGGCAG
Messenger RNA from Astrephomene gubernaculifera, 1082 nucleotides. The record is from the annotation of a GenBank genome assembly. NCBI's taxonomy places the organism in Eukaryota, Viridiplantae, Chlorophyta, Chlorophyceae, Chlamydomonadales, Astrephomenaceae.